CGAGUCGCAGGGGGCUGUCCGGGCUGGGCAGCUGCCCCAGCGCGCUGCCGAGCACACGGAGCUGGCCGGGAUGGGCCGGCACAGCCCGCGGGGACACUGAGCGCACCCAUCUCACAAGUGACAAUUCGCCGUAGGGCUCCAGCGGGGCUUCCAGGACAGAGGUUCACCAGACUGCAGCCCCGAAUUUCAAAGAAGGAAAUGCAGCGCAGCUGUGAUUGGAAGUGUCCACCUCACUGCUAUCAGCAGAACAGAAAAGGCUGGUCCACCACCAAGAGCAGGGCAUGAACCAUGGGGCUGCAGACCUGGGGGAGAGUUCAGGGAAGAUCCAGAAGGAAGCAAGCUCAGUCAGUGCCACCUGCUCCAGGACUUAAUGAGAGACCAAGCAAACCUGCAUAAGAAUUUGUACAUCUUUGAUGACAUCCUCACUAUUACAAAUGGUGACCUGUGACUCAGUCCUUCCCAGGUGUGCUCUCUCUGCCCACCACCAUGCGGAUAACAAGUGUGAUCCGGUACAUGGUGCUGCUCAUCACCCUGCUGGGCAUGUGGUUCAUCACACAGACCUACUUCCACCAGAGCUGGAAAGCCGUCAGCCUGCGGAGCUGGCUCGGUGCCAUGAACAAGCCCAGCAGUGAGAAGCUGCCACAGCACAAGUGUGGGAACCAGAAGAGCUGCCCCAAGAAUUAUUUUGCCUUCAGGAUCAUCAGUGGUGCUGCAAAUGUGGUGGGACCCUCGAUCUGCUUUGAAGACUUGGUCCUCAUGAGCAGCGUGAAAAACAACAUUGGCAGAGGCCUGAACAUUGCACUGGUGAAUGGAACAACUGGGCAGCUCCUGAAAACCAACUCCUUCGACAUGUACUCUGGAGACAUUACCAAGCUGCAAACCUUCCUCCAAGAGAUCAAGCAUGGCACCCUUGUGCUGACAGCAAGCUACGAUGAUGCUGCCACAAAGAUGAAUGACAAAGUAAGGGCCUAUUUCACGGAGCUGGGCAGCAACCACGUGGGCAAGCUGGGCUUCCGAGACAACUGGGUGUUCUUGGGAGCAAAAGGGCUGAUGAACAAGAGCCCCUUUGAAAAGCACAUUAAAAAUAAUAAAGAGACAAAUAAAUACGAGGGCUGGCCUGAGCUGUUGGAGAUGGAGGGCUGUGCCCCCAGGAAGAUGGACUAGCAUCAAACUCCAGCCUGCCAUGGAGGGCAGCUUCACCAGUCACCCAGGGACACCCACAGGACAACCCCAUCGUGGGGACUCCAGCCUCUCCACUGCCGGGCCACAGAGUCCAGCAGCUGCUGUUUUCCCACAGGAACUGGCUGUUUCACAGCAGGAACUGUGCAGGGCUUGGAGAAGAGCUGUACAAGUGCCUGCAGAGCCUGAGCCGACACGUGGCCAGGCUGGAGCCAAGCCAUCCUCAUCUAUGGGUCAAUUUGGGGUAUUUUAUUUUUCUAUCUUUAAACUAUAAAACUUUGUAGAAGGUUUUGUAAAUUUCUUAAAUGAGAUUUCUAAUUAUAAAACACUACCUUCUCCCUUCCA
Cyanistes caeruleus (blue tit) is the source of this 1524-nucleotide messenger RNA. The record is from RefSeq and is a predicted model, not a curated record. NCBI's taxonomy places the organism in Eukaryota, Metazoa, Chordata, Aves, Passeriformes, Paridae.